Diabrotica virgifera virgifera (western corn rootworm) is the source of this 996-nucleotide messenger RNA. RefSeq names its product calcium and integrin-binding family member 2 (gene Cib2). Lineage: Eukaryota; Metazoa; Arthropoda; Insecta; Coleoptera; Chrysomelidae. The coding region runs from base 283 to 861 and encodes 192 amino acids. The transcript is spliced from 5 exons. The record is from RefSeq and is a predicted model, not a curated record. Gene Ontology annotation, molecular function: calcium ion binding.
CUUCCCUGUCGCUACUUUCUCCACUGCCUGAUGUUCAUGACUUUAAGCUCCUCUUUUGGAUUAGGUACUUUAUUUGUAUUGUCCUUAAAGUACAUAAAAUAAUACCCUUUAAAGCACUACAUUAUAAAAUAAAUAUUAUCCCUUUAGGAUCAAUAUAGAUUUGUUUAAUUACCAUGGACCCACCUUAGUUUCUAUGGAAACUAGAGGGUCACGACUAGUAAGGUAGGGCAGUGUGUGGUAGUAAGAGCUCAAGUCAAAAUCAUUUAAUGGUCAUGAACCACAAUGGGGAAUAAGUUGGUAACUUUUACAGAACAACAAUUGGAAAAUUAUCAGGAUUGUACUUUCUUUACCAGAAAAGAAAUAUUAAGAGUAUUUAAAAAAUUUCGAGAAGUACGUCCGGAUCUCAUUCCAAAACAAAUGCGAAAAAACGAGGCUAUUAACGCAAGAAUUCCAUUAGAAGACAGUAUAGAAAAAAUUCCAGAAUUACAUGAAAAUCCUUUCAAAAAACGAAUAUGUGAAGUAUUCUCUAGAGAUGGUAAAGGUAAUUUAUCCUUUGAGGAUUUUUUGGAUCUCCUUUCGGUUUUCAGCGAACAAGCUCCUCGAGAUAUUAAAGUUUUUUAUGCCUUUCGUAUUUAUGAUUUUGAUAGUGACCAACACAUAGGACCUGAGGACAUUGACCAAGCUCUACUUCUGCUCACCAGAAAUACGCAAGAGCUAACUCCAGAAGAUAGACAACAAAUUGCAGAAAAAGUGAUUGAGGAGGCAGAUGUCGAUGGGGACGGAAAGCUUUCCUUCAUGGAGUUUGAGCAUGUAAUCACUAGGGCUCCCGAUUUUCUAACUACCUUCCAUAUUAGAAUCUAAUGGGGUAUUACAAGUUUUUCUCAAGAUUAUAUAGUAUUAAAACAUAUUUUUUUAGUGAAUAUUUCCUAUUGAGAUAUAUUGUUUGUAUAGAUUUAUUAUUUUACUUUUUUAAUAAAAUAAAGAUGAUAUAACAUA